AUGCUACUAGCCAAUGUAAAUCUAAGUGUGGAGACAACUUUUGUUCUCUUGGGUUUCACAGAUUACCCAGAGCUUCAGGUUCCUCUCUUCCUUGUGUUUCUGAUCAUGUAUGUUAUGACUGUAGUAGGAAAUCUUGGGAUGAUAAUAAUCAUAAAGAUUAACCCAAAAUUUCACACUCCCAUGUACUUUUUCCUUAGCCACCUUUCUUUUGUUGAUUUUUGUUACUCUUCCAUUGUUACUCCCAAGCUGCUUGAGAACCUGGUCAUGGCUGAUAAAAGCAUCUUCUACUCCAGCUGCAUGUUGCAGUACUUCCUGUCCUGCACUGCUGUGGUGACUGAGUCCUUCUUGCUGGCAGUGAUGGCCUAUGACCGCUUUGUGGCCAUCUGUAAUCCUCUGCUUUAUACAGUGACCAUGUCACAGAGGCUCUGUGCCCUCCUGGUGGCUGGGUCAUACCUCUGGGGUAUGUUUGGCCCCUUGGUACUCCUUUGCUAUGCUCUCCAGUUAGAUUUUUCUGGACAUAACAUAAUCAACCACUUUUUCUGUGAAUAUACUGCUCUCAUUGCUGUCUCAAGCUCUGAUAUACACAUUGCACACCUACUGCUCUUCGGUUUUGCCACCUUCAAUGAAGUGAGUACUUUACUCAUCAUUCUUGCUUCAUACGUAUUUAUUUUUGCGACUGUACUCAACAUCCCUUCUGCCAGCGGGCGUCACAAAGCCUUCUCCACCUGUGCCUCCCACCUCACCGCCAUCACCAUCUUCCACGGGACUAUCCUUUCCCUUUACUGUGUGCCCAACUCCAAAAACUCUCGGCAAACUGUCAAAGUGGCCUCUGUAUUUUACACAGUAGUCAACCCCAUGUUGAAUCCUCUGAUCUAUAGCCUGAGGAAUAAAGAUGUGAAGGAUGCCUUCCAGAAAUUAAUGGUAACAAGAGUCCUAUUUUCCUGA
This is a messenger RNA of Equus quagga, 945 nucleotides long. Its product is annotated as olfactory receptor 5D14. The coding region runs from base 1 to 945 and encodes 314 amino acids. The transcript is spliced from 2 exons. Gene Ontology annotation, biological process: G protein-coupled receptor signaling pathway; sensory perception of smell. Gene Ontology annotation, molecular function: odorant binding; G protein-coupled receptor activity; olfactory receptor activity. The record is from RefSeq and is a predicted model, not a curated record. Gene Ontology annotation, cellular component: membrane. Lineage: Eukaryota; Metazoa; Chordata; Mammalia; Perissodactyla; Equidae.